AUGUUGGUGGUCCAAAAUACAUCUAGAGCAGCCUCUGUGGCUGCUGUUGUAUCACUAUUAUAUAUACCAUUUUGUGUUGUUCUUUUGGUUGCAGAUGCUGCCUUGGGCUUCAUUAUCAUUCGCAAAGUAUCCUAUACUGAAAUCGACUGGGUCGCAUAUAUGGAGCAAAUAACUCAUGUAGUGGACAAUGGUCAACGAAAUUAUACAUUGAUUGAAGGCGGCACAGGCCCCAUAGUGUACCCUGCUGGCCAUGUUGCUAUUUACACGUUGCUUUGGGCCCUUACGGGCAAGGGUGCCGAUCUGCUCACUGCUCAAAAUAUUUUUCUUUAUCUUUACUUUUUGACCCAUGCUAUUGUUCUGCUAGGUAUUUACAGGAUUACUUCGAUUGCAGAUCCCGACCGAGAGUCUGAUCAAAGCUCAUCGGGCAAUCUUUUGCGGCCAUCGACAGGAGCUACUCGCGAACCAGCCAAAAAUCCUCUAGGAAACGCAGCUCCUAACCAAGACGAUUCAAUUAGUGCCAUUGCACGUGCUUUACCAGGUUAUGUCUGGGCCGCUGUUCUUCUUGCUCUUUCUAAAAGGUUGCAUUCUAUUUACGUGUUGCGAUUGUUUAACGAUUGUUUUGCCACUUUUUUUGUUGUGAUUGCAGUAGCUUUGACCCAACGUCACAAGUGGUCUCUUUCAGCUAUUUUUUUUUCUCUUGCUGUUUCUGUGAAAAUGAAUGCUUUAUUGUUCCUUCCAGGUGCCGCCAUUAUUUAUCUACAAGCAUUAGGCAUUUUUGGUGCUGCAAAACGUACAGCAGUGCCUUUUAUUCUAAUUCAAAUCCUUGUCGCACUUCCCUUCUUAGUCGACUUCUCACCUCUUACUACCCUUUUUAAAACUCAUUUGGCUGUUGCCUCUCUUCCACUUUACGAGCUUGGAAGAGCCCCAGAAACACCCCCCACAGUCAUCCAAACUCUUAUACCCUUGGCCGCGGGAUACCUUCAAGCACUCGGAUCUAUUCCUGUCACACAGUUCAUUGCCGCUGUUUCGCAGCUUCGAGUUUCACCAUAUGCUUUUGAUUAUCUUUCUCGUGCGUUUGAAUUUUCACGUGUGUUUCUUUAUAAAUGGACUGUCAAUUGGCGAUUUGUCCCUGAAGAUAUUUUCCUGUCUCCUGGAUUUGCAAAAUCUCUUCUGGGAGCCCAUCUUGCCACAAUUGUAUUUGGUUUCGCUUCACAUCGUGCAGGUUGGUGGCUUGCUCCAUUGAAACCUGCAAAAGCUGUCCGUGCAGCUCCUGGAGGAUCUGACUAUUCACUGGCAGCCCUUGUCCGGUCACUAUUUUUUGAAAAUAGUCGCGUCGUGCUGGCACGUCGCGUCUUUGACGGUAUGGAUCCCGACUACGUGCUAUCUACACUUGUAUCAUCAAAUCUGAUUGGUAUUUUAUUUGCACGAUCACUUCACUACCAGUUUUAUUCGUGGUUUUAUUGGACAGUGCCAUACGCCCUAUAUCGUGCAUCUAAAGUUUACUCUAUUCCCGUAGCACUAGCUAUCUGGGCUUCCCAAGAAUGGGCCUGGAACACUUAUCCAUCUACGAAAAUAAGUUCAAUUGUUGUUGUCAACUCGCUAGCUCUCAUGGUGCUUGGCUUAUGGCUUGAUGGGUUUAAAAAGUACCGUGCAGUGCGCAACAGUACAGGAAAGUUCAAAAAAGAUGCUUAA
Molecule: messenger RNA, 1692 nt
Organism: Magnusiomyces paraingens
Lineage: Eukaryota; Fungi; Ascomycota; Dipodascomycetes; Dipodascales; Dipodascaceae
Exons: 2
Coding region: 1-1692 (563 amino acids)
Cellular component (GO): endoplasmic reticulum
Molecular function (GO): dol-P-Man:Man(5)GlcNAc(2)-PP-Dol alpha-1,3-mannosyltransferase activity
Source: RefSeq, a predicted model, not a curated record